ACUUAACGAGGAUCAAUCAGAGAAACACCAAUGGAAACAGGACUAAUAAUCUAAUAUGGGUUUUGAAAAUAAUUCAGGUGAGAGCCCGGGCACUGUAAAGUCUGCGUUUUCUUGAAUGUAACAGAAUCGGGAAUAUUUCAGAACUUCAGAAAUAUAAGUACUUGGUAUCACGCACGCAUCCUGGCAGCUCGCGGUGGAUUACCACAACUCGUCUAGUGCCCACGCAAACCAUCACCACGCCGGACGCAGCUCUUCACACUCAGCAGACCCACUGGCCUCGUGCAUCACGCUGAGGUCAUUCCCCGCCUGGAAGAAAGGAGGUGACAGGAGAAGCAAUGUGGAAGACACGCGUGGUAUUCGUCACUGUUUUCACCUGCGUCUUCCUGACCAGCCAUGCUUCUCAAAUCAAGAGCACAACAAGUAGAAGAGACAUCCAUGAAGAUAACGGAGAUAUUAACCAAGGACAGAGAAAAGUAAGGAUCGAUAUCUGUGCUGAACCCAAUCGUGUAACCUUCAGGCCGAGUCACCUUGAUCUCAGUAAGGACCAGUUUAGAUACAAGUUAGACUUCCUGGCGUGUGAUAAUGACACAAAAUUCAGUAACUGGCAAGACGCAAAGUUAAACAGGCUAGCCAUGAAAAUUCUGGCACGCACCUUACACCAAUACGACUUUCCAAAUACGAGAAAAGACCACUGGCAAAAUAAUAGCAAGAAAUUCUACAGUCACCCCUGCUACAGAACCUGAAGCUAGGGUGAGAAGUCUUCAGUGUGAUUCCAGAAGAUGCACAGCUACCGUGGAAAACAAUUGCGUUAAAUAUAAUGGUUACAAUAUGAAAGUGCAAUUCAUUCUGAAGCCAUCGAGUAAGAAAGUCAAGAAUCCCCUCGUUAAAUACGGUGCCGUCAAUUCUGAGGGAAGAGCAACGAUAGCAUUAAAAGAUCUGCUGCCCUUUACGAACUACACCGUAACCGCCAACCCUGCCAACGACGUGGGCGCCGCCACCGACCCCUCCCUCUCCAAAGAAACCUCCUUCAUCGCAAUUUCCCAAUGCUAUUGGAAUCCAAGGACUAGGGCAGAGAUCGACGCAAAAACAACCCUGCGCUUCACUUGGAACGGACUUCGGAGUAACAAUGACAACCCUGGUUACUACACACUCAUAUUCUUGGAUGGAGGAGACAAGAGCACUGUAAAAAAUGUCACCGAUACUGAAAUCAAAGUAUGUCAAAGGUCUUACCCACUGACGUACAAACGCAAACUCCUCGCGUGAUUACAGAAUCACAUUGUGAAACGUUUCGGCGUCUCAGCUCGACUCUUACUAGGCAUCACUGGCAAUUGCUAAAGUGAUUUUGAUUCUAAUGAUAGUCUAACAAGAAUUUUGUACUACUGAUGAACAAAACACCCAUGAGAACCCGGCGCAUUAUCUCUAUGGCUUUUGAAAACAGUCUUUAUGAGAAACCAAACGCAUUUCAGAAAAGGGACCUUGACAUGCCUGGCGGUGCAAGAUCUACAGGCUAUAAAGAUCUGUGUUCAGAAACGCCUUGCUCUCUCACCACGACUAUUCUCAAAAGCCACAGAGAUGAUUUGCUUGAUUCAAAAGCGAGAGAAUAAAUAGAUAGAUAAAAAUCGGCCUUAAAAAACUCACGUAACUUCACCUAUAUACAGCCUUUUGAAUGUAGCGGAGGUGUGGCGCAGAAGUGUUUCAUAAUAUUGCCCUUAACUUCACCUCUUCUCCCGCCGCUGUUUGCUCACCUGACUCCAGGCAAAAAGUACACGUUAGAAGUGAAGGAGUGCUUUACAACAGCGCACUGUGACAUACUGACGACACUUGAAGAAUGGACGGAACCAGAGAAGCCACGAGUGCUGGAAAAGACAGAACUCCAGACGACAACAGACACCACCAUCACCAUCCAGCUGCCCGUCCUGCAGAACCCUCCAGGAAUGCACUGGAUAUUGUUGAAGAAAUACAGCGGCGGCGGCGACGAAUACCACACAAGGAAGCAAGACACUGAGAAGAAAGCACUGGUAAUGGUUCGCACGGAAAGGGAGAAGGAAAGGAAGGAGGCGCAGGCAAAGAGGAGGAAUCGUCGUUCCGCUGAUCCAGGCCAAAACGAUCACUCGUUGCAAAUUGUGGCAAAGAUGGAGGUGUGGAGGAAAAGGACCCCGAGGAGUUAGUGGUGGUGGGAGGCGACUGGAAUGGAGGGAAGGGUCUGGAAAUCGACACUGAGUACAUUGUUUUCAUAGUGACGGAGACCAGAGCAGGUCCCUACAGUGAAUACUUCUCGUGCAAGCCAAGGAUUAUGAGGACAGCGAAUCGCCCUAAAGAGCCCGCUACUUAGGGGGUGACCGUGGCCCUGUGUUCUGCUGCGCUCUUCCUCAUUUGCUUCAUUGCACCACUGGUGGAAGCAGCUUCCGUAGAAGAGUCAUUGUAACCCAGUCAACAAGGAAGGUAAGGCAUGAAGACAGGAUCAUGCGGACCAUAACUAAGGCCAGCAUUCAGAGACCCUUUGUUCUCUCACCACAGCGACUGAGGUGCUGUCAAAGAAGACUACGAUAUGUUAAGACAAGUAGAAUCUACCUGCCAGGUACUAUAUAAUGGUUUAGGGAAUAGACCUUCUGUAUUAGAUAGCUAGUAUAAUCAAUAAUUUUGCUCUGUAUUGAUAUCUCUGUUUCCUUAUUCUUGAAAUAAUGAAUAAAAUGCUCAGCAAGCUA
Scylla paramamosain (green mud crab) is the source of this 2705-nucleotide messenger RNA. RefSeq lists its product as uncharacterized. Lineage: Eukaryota; Metazoa; Arthropoda; Malacostraca; Decapoda; Portunidae. The coding region runs from base 336 to 743 and encodes 135 amino acids. The record is from RefSeq and is a predicted model, not a curated record. The transcript has 12 exons.